Molecule: messenger RNA, 2037 nt
Organism: Saccostrea echinata
Lineage: Eukaryota; Metazoa; Mollusca; Bivalvia; Ostreida; Ostreidae
Exons: 9
Coding region: 1-2037 (678 amino acids)
Biological process (GO): proteolysis
Molecular function (GO): cysteine-type endopeptidase activity
Source: RefSeq, a predicted model, not a curated record
AUGACAGAUAAAAUAGGUUUACUUUAUGUGAGGAAUAAAAACACGGUCCAAUGUUUAGUAGAGGACAUCACCAGUAAACUCGGAAAGCAGCAUGUGGUUGACGCAGGCAUCGAGGAAGCAUUCAUACUGAACAAGAAACUAACUUCCAUUGGAAUGAGAUUUGGUGAAAGUCUCAAGAGAUGCAAGUCUCUCAUAGUCAUUACAGAUAACGCCUAUUGGGACAGCUUAUGGAAUGAGGGUUCAAAGAAAAUCCACAAUAAACUAGACGGUAUAGCAAAGCGUUUCCACCAUAGGGAAUGUUUCAAUGUGCUGCUUGAGGAUGAAGAAGAUGACAUAGUAAGAUUUCAAAUCGAGAGCAUCCUGUUCGUUGGUUGUAAUAUAAGCCAGGAAUUACAGCAGGAAUUCUUUCCAAAACCUAUUCGCAAUGAACCGUACUUCAUCAGUGAUGAGCACCUUACGGAAUAUCCGCCUAGAAAAACUCACAAACACAAAGCAUCUCAAAUGAUUCUUUCUUUAAAUGAAAAUGCACCAGAUACUUUUGAAAGAUUAGCAGGACAAAUUUUUGACGAGAUCGCAAAACACGGAUUUCCUAACACGAACUUUACACAAGAUUUUUUGACGUAUCCCCCUCCUGCAACAAACAAUCUAAAGCAGUCAAUGUCUACGAGGAAGUUAUAUUACCCCAGAAAUAUAAUUCCUCGUAAUAAUGUCCGUUGUACAUAUAUCAUUUCCUCCACAGAUAAAGAUGAUGGAGCUGAAGAAGGCAACUAUUAUCCUUUUGAGAGUCCUGGACUGUGUCUUUACAUAGGUGUACUAGAGUUUGAUCAAGAGAACUCUGAAAUAUCUUUAGAGAAUAGACAUUCCGCAUGUAUGGAAUACGAAAAGAUUAAAAGAACUUUUGAACGUCUUGGGUGUAUUUUUGAAAAGAAAACAAAUCCAACAGACCAAGAGGCACUAGAAUUUUUAAAAGAAGGAAUAGAAAGGUGUAAUAAAAUGAAACCCAGCUAUUUUGUACUGGUUAUCAGUACUCACGGACAAGAGGUACCUAUGGUGAUAAAAGAGGACAAGCAAACUGAAGAACAUCCAUUUGGAAACGUACAAAAAGAAUAUUCUCAGACUGAAAUGGUGCAUCAGCUUUUCUUCUAUAAUGGAAAGUCUCUUUUAACCAGGGACAUUAUCAAAAUGUUUGAUCACCAGAGUUGUCCAACUCUUAAAAGCAAACCCUGCUUUUUCUUUAUUCAGGCUUGCAGAAGCCGCUUUGGAUUAGAUGGUCAUAAAAAUUUUGAUCCUGGAGUUUUUGUGAAUGUGUUUACCCCAGUGGGGGAAAUUGUAGACAUUCAGGAGCUCGAGGGCCCCGACUGUAACGAUGCCUCUGGGGAACCCCGACAGCUGGAUAAAUCAGACGCCAAGCGAAGUAAAAUGAAUCAGACUGAAGAGGAACAAAAAACCAGAUUAAAACAAAUUCAUGAGUGGAAAAUUGCAGUACUACAUAGACAUAUCUUGGAUUACAGAACAUAUCUGUCAAACGACCUCACAGUUUCAGCACAGGAAGCACAGAAGACAGAUGAAACAGCCACUAAAUUAAAUGAGACUUUACGUGCAGAGGGUUUCACAGAAGAUCAGGUGAAAGAACUAGGGAAUAAAUGUCAAGGGUUUGAACAAGAGAUUCUGGAUUUCUUUUUCCCAGAGCCUAUAAUAAGUGAUCCACCACCUUGUGUCAAUGACGCUUUAGUCAUGUUUGCCUCUGCUCCAGGAAAGGAGGCUUACAACAGAGAUAAACAAGGAGGAUGGCUGAUCACAAACCUGGUAGCUCAGCUCAACGAAACGCUGGACACAGAGUCUGAGAAGAUAGAUCUGCUGGCGGAGCUGACAAAGGUCUCUGGGAGAAUAGCUUAUAGAUAUGAGACAGAUACAGACACCGUUGAAAGCAGUGGUCACAAGUCAGUGCCCUGUCUGUAUCACAAGCUCAGCAGGGAUGUUAUUAUAUGGCCGAACAAGAUUAAAAAUGCAAGAGAACUAUGCGAUUUAGAGAUGUAA